CACUGACCAUGUCUCCAGCGACGGGGAAGGCGGAGCCAGUUGCCACGGCGACUAAAGAGCAUCACAGUGGUUGGCUGGAGGAUCUGGAUGAGGAGGCAGAUGAGGAAGAUUUCCACCUGCUCUACAACAGUUACUCUGGAGACGAUCUGAUUUACUCUGACUGCAAGUCAGAUGAUGGGAUGGCAGAGACGCUGGAGGCGGAGCAUCUCUCUGAUCAGAGCUCUGGCUCCGAUCGGCCCCUCACUGCUUAUAAGAAAACAUCUGCAGAGAGAGACAAGGUGUCAUGGACACAUCAGGGGAAGGGUAAAGGGAGAGACAGACCCCCUGCUGGAGGGCUGGAGACAGAUAAAGGUGCUCUGUGUGUCGCAGUCACAGUGGGCAGCACUGACUACACUGAGGUCCCUCUGGACUCGCUGGACAUCUCUGCAGCGGACAGCCUCUCUCUGUCUCCACAUGCAGAUGGGAGCGAUGCAGAAACGGAGCGUCUGGAGGAGCUUCCUCUGUGCAGCUGCAGGAUGGAGGCGCCUCGUGUGGACGGAUUCAGUGCUCGCUCCAGCAGAACCUGCAUGGCCAUAGAGAGCAUCAAUGAAGAGCUGGUGGGCUGCACCAAUGUGAUCAUGAAGGGGGAGACGAUGCGUCCGUCCAGCCGCGUGUCUCUAAUGUUGUUGUGUGAGACGCACCGUUCACACAUGGUGAAACACCACUGCUGUCCGGGCUGCGGAUACUUCUGUCUUUCUGGAACGUUUCUUGAGUGUUGCCCGGACGUUCACAUUGCUCACCGCUUUCACCGGGGCUGUGUGUCAGUGCUGGGUGGUGGGCGGAGUCGAGGAGGAGUGGGCGUCGGCCUGCUGUUCUGCCCUCAUUGUGGUGAGGACGCAUCAGAGGCACGUGAGGUCACCAUCCCUCCUGCAGCGCCCUCUUCAGGCUCAAACGUGGUCACUGCAAGUGCGUCGUCCACCACAACCACACCCUCGCUACUUCCCUCCGCGCUCGCAGCCACAUCACUGGCGCUAAACAACGGGAAGAAGAUGGGCGAGCCGAUCAAUGCAAGGAUGCAUUGUCGUGGAGAUGUUAGAAAGGGGGCGGAGCUGCAGACUCAGCCAACCAAUGGCACUCCAGGAGGGGUAGAGGAUGUGGAUGUGGUCGCCCUGGGUGACAGUGGGGUGGACAGUGUGGGACCAUCGCUCGUCCUGCCCAAUGGGAAGCCCGUGUGUCCCAGCGCACUUCCACCUGGAGACAAGAGGGCGGUGCUACAGAGAGCCAUUCUCACACAGGACACCGAGAGGAGGAAGAAGCUGCGCUUUCAUCCCCGUCAGCUCUAUCCUGCAGCCAAACAGGGUGAAGCUCAGCGAGUUCUGCUCAUGCUCAUGGAGGGCAUCGACCCGUCGUAUCAGUCGGACUCUCAGAACAGACGCUGUGCUCUGCAUGCGGCCGCUCAGAGGGGUCUGCUGGAGGUCUGUUACCUGCUCAUACAGGCAGGUGCUAAGCUGGACGCCCAAGAUAAGACCCUGAGGACCCCUCUAUUGGAGGCCAUAGUGAACAAUCAUGUGGAGGUGGUGAAAUACCUGAUCCAGAGUGGAGCCUGUGUCUAUCAUGCAGAAGAGGAUGGAUCCACAGGCCUCCAUCACGCUGCCAAACUGGGAAAUCUGGAGGAGGUGCUGCUGUUACUGAGCACCGGACAGGUGGAUAUAAACGCACAGGAUAGCGGCGGCUGGACGCCCAUCAUCUGGGCGGCAGAACACAGACAUAUAGUCGUGAUCAGAGCUCUGCUCAACAGAGGAGCCGACGUCACACUCCGAGACAAAGAGAUGAAUGUUUGUCUGCACUGGGCCUCGUUCUCGGGCAGCGCUGAGAUAGCGGAGCUGAUCCUGAACGCUGGCUGUCCUCUGACCUCUGUUAAUCUGCACGGAGACACACCGCUGCACAUCGCCGCUCGCGAGGGCUUCAUCGACUGUGUCACGCUGUUUCUCUCUCGAGGCGCUGACUUUGACAUUAUGAAUAAGGAGGGCGACACGCCGCUCUCUCUCGCCCGCUGUGACACGCCCGUCUGGGUGGCACUACAGAUUAACAGGAAGUUGCGUAGAGGAAUCGCCAAUCGCAUUGUACGGACAGAGAGGAUCAUAUGCAGUGACGUGGCUCAGGGUUAUGAGAACGUUCCCAUCCCGUGUGUUAACGGCGUGGACGAUGAAGGCUGUCCGUCUGACUACAAAUACAUCGCAGAGAACUGUGAAACAUCCACCAUGAACAUCGACCGCAACAUCACACACCUGCAGCACUGCAGCUGUACAGACGACUGUUCCUCCAGUAACUGUCUCUGCGGACAGCUCAGCAUCCGCUGCUGGUACGACAAGGAUCAUCGCCUCCUUCAGCAGUUUAAUAAAAUCGAGCCUCCUCUGAUCUUCGAGUGCAACAUGGCCUGCUCCUGCCAUAAAACCUGCAAGAACCGAGUGGUUCAAGCUGGAAUCAAGGUGCGUCUGCAGCUCUACCGGACGGAGAAGAUGGGAUGGGGCGUCCGAGCGCUUCAGGACAUUCCUCAAGGAAGUUUCAUCUGCGAGUAUGUUGGCGAGCUGAUCUCUGACGCAGAAGCAGACGUGAGGGAGGAUGACUCGUACCUCUUUGACCUGGACAACAAGGAUGGUGAAGUGUACUGUAUCGACGCCCGUUAUUACGGUAACAUCAGCCGCUUUAUAAACCACCUGUGUGACCCCAACAUCAUCCCGGUGCGUGUGUUCAUGCUGCAUCAGGACCUGCGCUUCCCUCGCAUCGCCUUCUUCAGCUCCAGAGACAUUUUCACCGGACAGGAGCUCGGGUUUGAUUACGGCGAUCGUUUCUGGGACAUCAAGAGCAAGUACUUCACUUGUCAGUGCGGCUCAGAGAAAUGCAAACACUCGGCGGAGGCCAUCGCACUGGAGCAGAGCAGACUGGCCCGUCUGGACGUCUGUCCCGAAACGGCUGGAGAACACAGUCUCCCUGUGUUAGGACACUCGUGA
Carassius carassius (crucian carp) is the source of this 2990-nucleotide messenger RNA. Its product is annotated as histone-lysine N-methyltransferase EHMT2-like. The coding region runs from base 9 to 2990 and encodes 993 amino acids. Gene Ontology annotation, molecular function: histone methyltransferase activity; zinc ion binding; protein-lysine N-methyltransferase activity. Gene Ontology annotation, cellular component: nucleus. The transcript is spliced from 22 exons. Lineage: Eukaryota; Metazoa; Chordata; Actinopteri; Cypriniformes; Cyprinidae. The record is from RefSeq and is a predicted model, not a curated record.